This is a messenger RNA of Sorghum bicolor (sorghum), 2654 nucleotides long. Its product is annotated as probable Xaa-Pro aminopeptidase P. The transcript has 13 exons. Gene Ontology annotation, molecular function: metalloaminopeptidase activity. NCBI's taxonomy places the organism in Eukaryota, Viridiplantae, Streptophyta, Magnoliopsida, Poales, Poaceae. The record is from RefSeq and is a predicted model, not a curated record. Bases 46 to 2205 code for a protein of 719 amino acids.
CCUCCCCAGUCCCCCACGCAUUUUCUGGCCCCUGCUCGCCCGCUCAUGGCGAUCGAAGCAGCGCGCCUCUCCCCGUCCCUCGCCGCCGCCGCCUUCCUCGCCCGCCGCCCCCCUCCCGCCCUCUCCCCCUUCUCCCCCCUUCGUCGCCGGUUUCCCCUCCUCCGCGUCCUCGCCAGCUCAUCGGGCGGGGACGGACGCGUCGUCGCCCUCUCCUCGUCUGAGCUCCGAAAGCGCCGGGGUCUCUCCUCCUCCUCCUCCGGGGCUGCGGCGGACUCCGCGUCUGACGGGGAUGAGAAGCUCCGCUCGCUUCGUCGACUCUUCGCGCGGCCCGACGUCGCCAUUGACGCCUACAUCGUCCCCUCACAGGACGCCCACCAGAGCGAAUUCAUAGCAGAAUGCUUCACGAGGCGUGCCUAUCUGACUGGGUUCACUGGCAGUGCUGGUACAGCUGUGGUCACAAAAAAUAAGGCUGCUCUCUGGACUGAUGGCCGCUAUUUUCUUCAGGCAGAGAAGGAAUUGAACCAUCACUGGACACUCAUGCGCAGUGGGAAUCAUGGUGUUCCAACUACCAGUGAGUGGUUGAAUGAUGUUUUACCAUCUGGUUGCCGAGUUGGUAUUGAUCCGUUUCUUUUCUCAUUUGAUGCUGCUGAAGAACUGAAGGAUUCAAUCGCCAAUAAGAAUCAUGAGUUAGUUUUGGUUCAGGACAUGAACCUAGUUGAUGAGAUAUGGGGAGAUGCAAGGCCAAAUCCCCCAAAAGAACCAACUAGGGUGCAUGACAUCAAAUAUGCUGGUAUUGAUGUGCCAUCAAAGUUGUCCUUCAUUAGGUCACAACUUGCUGAAAAUGGGUGUGAUGCUGUUGUAAUUUCAAUGCUCGAUGAAGUUGCUUGGUUGUUGAACAUGAGAGGAAGUGAUGUCCCACAUUCACCAGUAUUUUAUAGCUAUCUCAUUGUGGAGGUUAACACUGCUACACUAUUUGUAGAUAGCAGCAAAGUUUCUAAAGGUGUUCUGGAGCACCUUGAGCAAGCUGGUGUAAAACUUAAGCCAUAUGAAGCAAUUAUUUCUGAAGUAGGAAGACUGGCAGAGAAAGGUGCAAAGCUCUGGUUGGAUUCUUCAAGUGUGAAUGCAGCCAUAAUUACUGCAUUUAAAUCAAGUUGCGAUAGAUGCAUGAAAAAGAAAGGAAAAACAGGGAAAAAAGUUGAAGAGAAAGAAGCAUCUUCAGACGACCCAAUAAUUGGAGAUCCUGGUGUCCAGAAUGGAGUCAUAAGUGCUGUAUACAAUGUUUCACCAGUUGCACUUGCCAAGUCAGUUAAAAAUGAUGCAGAAAUUGAGGGAAUGAAGAGUUCACACCUAAGAGAUGCUGCUGCUUUAGCAGAAUUCUGGUGCUGGCUAGAGGAGGAAAUCUGUAAAAAUGUUCCCCUUACAGAGGUACAAAUUGCUGAGAAGCUUCUUGAGUUUCGUCAAAAGCAAGCUGGAUUUAUAGAGACAAGCUUCGACACUAUAAGUGGUUAUGGUGCAAAUGGUGCUAUAAUACACUACAGACCAACCCCAGAGAGCUGCAGCUCUGUUGGAACUGACAAUCUGUUUUUGUUAGAUAGUGGUGCUCAAUACAUUGAUGGAACUACUGACAUAACAAGAACAGUGCAUUUUGGUGAGCCUUCCCGAAGGCAAAAGGAAUGCUUCACCAGAGUUUUGCAGGGCCACAUAGCUCUAGAUCAAGCAGUGUUCCCCGAGAGAACUCCAGGCUUUGUGCUAGAUGUUCUGGCACGGUCAUCUCUGUGGAAAAUUGGACUGGAUUAUAGACAUGGCACAGGCCAUGGAGUUGGAGCUGCACUAAAUGUCCACGAGGGCCCUCAGAGCAUUAGCUAUCGAUAUGGAAAUUUGACAUCCUUACAGAAGGGCAUGAUUGUCAGCAACGAACCUGGUUAUUAUGAAGACAAUUCGUUUGGCAUUCGUAUCGAGAAUUUACUUCUGGUAAAGGAGCUUAAUCUAGCAAAUUCUUUUGGUGGAAUUUCAUACCUUGGUUUUGAGAAACUAACUUUUGCUCCGAUUCAGAGCAAGCUUAUUGAGUCAUCCUUGCUGUCACCUUCAGAGAUCAAUUGGGUCAAUGAUUAUCACGAAGAAGUCUGGGAAAAGGUUUCCCCUUUGUUGAGUGGCCAUUCUCGUGACUGGUUAUGGAAGAACACUCGACCUCUUUUAGAUGUAUGACUCCUUAAACUCCAAUGCACAGCACAGCUUGACUGCAGAAGUGAAAGAAAUGAAUAGAAUUUUUUGGCUGCAACAUCUCUUGAAGAUCUGAUGGCCUAUAAUGGAAUGCAACUAUAUGGCAGUAAACAGAGGCAGAGCAAUAGAUGCGUAGCAGGCCAUAUAUGGUUGGGUCAGGGGAUGAUAGGUUGAAGCUGGUUUAUUUGACAUCCAGCCAAUUUGGUGCUACACUUAAAAAAGGGAUGACACAUGCAAACUUUUUCUAUUUAUUACACUUUAGAUAACAUCGUCUAUUGUUUGAUGAACUUACUAUUAAUAAUUACAUUUUAGUACCUUUUUUUACAAAGACAUCUUUUCAGAAUGAUGAAGCCAUUUGAGACAAUAGAUUCGUUCAUGGUAUCAGUCUUGAGACUCUUGAGUAUGCAUCAACACGAAACCUAUAUUACUUGUAA